GGGUAGUAUAUUUGAUUGGCCACUGAAAGUAUACAUCAACCAAAGUAGCUAAUAUGGAUUUCUCGACAUCUGUACUAUGCAUUUUCUUCGCCUGGGCUUUGCUUCAACCCCUCCUCUCACUCUCGAGACGAAGCAAAAGCACCAUCGGCAAACUUCCGCCGGGACCAGCCCCCUUGCCGGUCCUCGGUAACCUCCUCAAUCUCGGCAACAGGCCCCACAGGUCCCUAGCCGACCUGGCCCGCCGUCAUGGACCCAUAAUGACCCUGCAACUGGGUCGCAUAACCACCAUAGUCGUUUCCAGUGCAGCCAUGGCCGAACAAGUCCUCCACAAACAAGACCUCACAUUCUCUAGCCGAACCAUCCCCGACGCCGUCCACGCCCUCCGCCACCACCAGCUCUCCGUGGUUUGGUUGCCGGUGUCGCCCCGGUGGCGAAACCUCCGGAAAAUCUGCAACACCCACAUAUUCACCCCACAAAGACUUGACGCCACCCACAGUCUCCGCCGGCAGAAGGUGGCGGAGCUGCUCGCCGAGAUCUGCGAACGGUGCGGGAACGGUGAGGGAGUGGAGAUAGGGUUGGCGGCCUUUAAGACCGCCCUCAACUUCAUAUCAAACACCAUAUUUUCCGUGGACUUGGCGGGGUCGAAUUCUGAUACGGUCCAAGAGUUCAAGGAGGAGAUGCGCAUGCUCCUCGAAGAUAUUGGGAAGCCCAAUCUGGUGGAUUAUUUUCCGGUGCUUAGUAAGUUGGAUCCGCAGGGAAUAAGGCGCCGGGCAACGGAAAAUUUUAAGAAGGUAAUAGGGCUGUUAGAUUCAAUGAUAGAGCAGCGGGUGCAGUACAGGGAGAUGCACGGUGGUGGGAAAAGCAACGAUAUGUUAGAUGUUCUACUCAACAUCAGCGAAGAUGGAGGCAGUGAGGGGAUUGAUAGGACUGAUAUCUCGCAUCUGUUACUGGACUUGUUUGUUGCGGGGACUGAUACAACUUCAGGCACAAUGGAAUGGGCUAUUGCUGAGCUACUUCAUAAUCCCCAUGCUCUAUCCAAAGUCCAAGCAGAACUCCGACAAACAAUCGAAAAGGGCAAGCCAAUGGAAGAGGUCGACAUAGCUCGCCUCCCCUACUUGCAGGCUAUCGUGAAGGAGACCUUCCGGCUACACCCGCCAGCCUCUUUGCUUCCUCACAAGGCUAAAAUUGAUGCAAAUAUAUGCGGAUUCCACAUCCCAGAGGGCGCACAAGUGUUAGUCAAUGUGUGGGCCAUUGGCAGAGAUCCCGAGACAUGGGCUCGACCCAACUCGUUCGAGCCUGAAAGGUUCUUGGGCUUAGACAUGGACGUAAAGGGUCGGAGUUUUGAGCUAAUUCCAUUCGGUGCUGGCCGACGUAUAUGCCCGGGGUUGCCGCUGGGGACAAGAAUGCUUCACUUGAUGCUGGGUUCGCUCCUUUACGCUUUUGAUUGGAAGCUUGCGGAAGGAAUUGCACUGGAGGACAUGACCAUGGAAGAUAAGUUUGGAUUUACAUUACAAAUGGCUCAACCUGUACGUGUUGUCCCUAUCAAUGUGCGAGAUUAGAAAGUAAUACUAUUUGGUUGUAUACUUACUAAUAAUAAAUAAUGAACUUUAAGUAAGUUUUUGCAUAUUCCAUCUUUUAAUAACGGGGUUGCCACUGGGGACAAGAAUGCUUCACUUGAUGCUGGGUUCGCUCCUUCACACUUUUGAUUGGAAGCUUGCGGAAGGAAUUGCACUGGAGAAAAUAAGUUUGGAGGUACAUUACAAAUGGCUCAGCCUGUACGUGUUUUCCCUAUCAAUGUGUCUUGAUUAGAAAGUAAUACUAUUUGGUUGUAUACUUACUAAUAAUAAAUAAUGAACUUUAAAAAAGUUUUUGCAUA
Messenger RNA from Malania oleifera, 1876 nucleotides. RefSeq names its product geraniol 8-hydroxylase-like. The record is from RefSeq and is a predicted model, not a curated record. Gene Ontology annotation, molecular function: monooxygenase activity; heme binding; oxidoreductase activity, acting on paired donors, with incorporation or reduction of molecular oxygen. Lineage: Eukaryota; Viridiplantae; Streptophyta; Magnoliopsida; Santalales; Ximeniaceae. The transcript is spliced from 2 exons. Bases 54 to 1559 code for a protein of 501 amino acids.